Messenger RNA from Effrenium voratum, 2548 nucleotides. The record is from the annotation of a GenBank genome assembly. Lineage: Eukaryota; Dinophyceae; Suessiales; Symbiodiniaceae.
ACUGAAAACCCUGAAUGAGUGAGCGAGUGAGUGUGAGUGAGUCAAGCAGCCGUUCUUUCCCGCCACGGUUUCAGAUGGGUGUGCGUGGGUGGGCGCGCGGCGCCGCGCGCCCGGGCUCGGCCCUUGGGCCUCAGGGAUGGCGUUCAACUGGGAGAAGGUGAACCCGGAUGGCGCCAUUGAUCCGCUUCCGCUGCCCUACUGCAUCAUCGAUGAGGUCAUCGAAGACAUCAUCGAAGCCACAGGCGAGCAGGUGGACGUGAUCGAGAAGCGGAAAAGGUCGGCAGAGUAUGAGUUCUCUCUGCCGCAGGCUGGCCCGAGCUCCUUUGUGCAGGUGCCCGGGCGGAUUGCCUGCGCCUUUGUGGAGCCCAGAGGGACCGCAAGGAUGGCGCUUGGCACCAGCCAAGGGGAAGCGCUUUUGGUAGACACUCGAAAGGGCGAGGUGGUGGCGCAUGCACACCCCUUCCCAGAGGGCGAGCCGGUGACCUGUGUGUCCAUUUGCUCGGAGGCUGCCUACCAGGAGGUCUUCGCAGGGCCAGGCAUCGACCCUCCCGCUUUGCCGCCUCCGAAGAUCAAGCUCUUUGCCGCUGGGGUGUCACCCACAAUCUUUGCGUACGAUAUUCACAAGGAAGCCUAUGGCGUCCUGUUGAAGCCUUCCUGUGCAAUCCACCUGCCGGCACCGGCCGAAUCAGAGGAGCGGCCGAUGAUCGAACAGCUCCACACCAGGGGCGUGUGCGGGGGCAUUUGGGUUGUUUGUUUGCUGUCCGACCGCACAGUGCGCGUGUACCUCGCCCCGCUGGGUGUGCCUGACUUGCAGGAUGAGGAGAACGUGGUCUUGGACGCGCCCAUCGCUGAAGGGGACGAGGAUGAGGAGGAGGAGGAAGCUGGCGAGACCGGGGCUGGGCAGGAGGAGUUUGCCCAAGCCAUGCAGGUGAAUACGCCAAUGUACAACUUCGCUUUGACACAACUCGCUCCGUCCCGAAGUCUUCCUAUGCCGGAGCUGGAUACGAUCACCCUGACGGUCUUCUCCCCGCGACCUCGGGACGGCGCCUACGGCUCGGGGAUCUCCGCUGGCCAGGUCCCCACGCUGUGCUUCUCCUCCUCCCUGGAGUCCAAUGCAGUCUUGGCGCACGCGAUCCCAUCUCCGGGUCCAGUGACAGCUCCCGCCGGCCUGGAGCUCGACGAGCUCCUGAUGCAGGCUGUGCCGGCCCACGGCGUCUUGACGGACCCCGAAACUACGUGCCAGCUCCAGCCCAGGCGAAGAUGGUGUCUUCCUGCAAAGACCAGUGCGGUCGCGGUGGCACCAAAUGGAGGAAUCUUCGCCGUUGGGGGCUCCCAGGGUUCCCUGGCGCUGGUAAACACCGCCGCUGGCCCUUCUCUUCGAACGAUGCUGCCUGGACACUACGGGGCAAUCAACGCGCUGGCCUUUCAUCGGGACCGCGUGCUGGUGUCUGUGGGAGCAGACUGUUGGGUCCACCAGUAUUGCAUGCAGACCGACACGUUGCUGGCCCGGCACCUUGCCUCCGCACCGCCUGAGCCAACGACAGUCCUGGGAGCGGCGGCGUGCCAGACCAUCAGCUUGGCGGUGACCCUGGAUGGCGAAGGCAGCCUGCGGCUUUGGGACACCAAGCGGGGCUGCAAGAUCGCGAAGAUGACCUGUCUGGGGCCCGGCGAAGUGAAGGAGCCCGUGCACGGGGAGGAAGAGCAGGCCACCAUCAAGCCGGUGGUGACGCUAGAGCAGGACGAGACACCUAAGCUGCUCCUCACCACAGCCUCGGGCUUUUGCGUGAUCUGCAUGUCAGAUCCCCCGGAGCCCGAGGAGCCAGAGAACACGGAGCCCGCGGACGCGGAGGCCGAGGACGCCGAAGCACAAGAAGGUGACGCAAAGGAACCGCCACCUGAAGCUCAGGAUCGAUCCUGGCUGGUCUUUUUCGACCAAGUUUCACUGCUCAAGAAGCUCUUCCCGACCCUCAAGGGUGAUGUGGCCAAGCUCUUCGAAGCCUUGUCUAAGGAAGACCUCUUGAAGCUGCAGCCGCAGGGGGAGCCCUCCACCAUGGAGAAGGCCCAACUGCUGGGCCAGCGGAAGCCACCGCCAGACCCCUCGGCACGUGCGCAGGCGGCCGACAAGACGCGUCUGGCCAGCCGCAGCCGCAGCAAGCCCGGCAUGGCCACGCAGAUCGCGAAGCUCACCGCAGAGAAUCUGCGGAAGUUCGCAGCGGCUCAGGCUGCGCAGGAGGCGGCGGCAGGAGGUGCAAAGAAGGUCGCCUCAUCCUUCGGCUCCGGCGCAUUCAUGAGGUCGGCCACCAUGAACACUGCCGAUCGGCAGAAGGCUGAGGAGGCGAUCACACCUCAUUGUGUGCCCAAAAAUUGGCAGGUCAAUGUCCGAAAGCAGCUGCGGAAGGGGCUCAGCGGCAAGGACACUCGCCAGACGAAGAUCCAAAAGCGCUUGGAUCAGCUCAAGAAGGAGGUUGGUGGCGAAUGAGCCUCGGCCUUUCAGAGAUGAUGUCAAUCUCAAGAACAUGUCUUUGCAGCAAAUGAGAUUGACAUGGUG